Messenger RNA from Melitaea cinxia (Glanville fritillary), 1117 nucleotides. RefSeq names its product inhibitor of growth protein 5 (gene Ing5). Gene Ontology annotation, biological process: regulation of DNA-templated transcription. The transcript has a single exon. The record is from RefSeq and is a predicted model, not a curated record. NCBI's taxonomy places the organism in Eukaryota, Metazoa, Arthropoda, Insecta, Lepidoptera, Nymphalidae. Gene Ontology annotation, cellular component: nucleus. The coding region runs from base 293 to 1117 and encodes 274 amino acids.
AUGGCUUUCAUAAUGCCAAAAAGGAACGUAAUUUCAUCCGUUGCGUUCGUUUGAUUGGUUGUUAGAAGACAGUAGAAAUUGCUUGUUACCAUAAGUGUAAUGUAAUCUAAAAUAACACAAUCAUUUGUUAAUUUUAUUUCUCCGUUUAUUAAAUGAUUUUAUGAAAUUUCUACACUGGAUUUCACUGUGCGGAUAGUCAAAAUUAAGUUAGUGUAAAUUUAAUUAGUAUCUUCUUUUAUUUUGGCGAUUUUGUAAAAUAAAAUAGUGUGGAUUCGUUACAAAAUAUUGCAAAAUGACUUCUGCUUUGUAUUUGGAACACUAUCUGGACAGCUUGCAGCAUUUACCUAUAGAAUUACAAAGGAACUUUAAAUUGAUGAGAGAUCUCGACGACAGAGCUCAUGGUUUAAUGAGGACUAUAGAUCUUAUGGCCGAUGAAUUGCUUCCCAGUGUUCCUAAAAUGGACGACGAAAUUAAAAAGGAAAAAGUGAACACUAUUCAAGGUCUGUUUAAUAAAGCUAAAGAAUAUGGAGACGAUAAAGUGCAACUAGCUAUUCAAACAUAUGAAUUAGUAGAUAAACACAUACGUCGCCUUGAUUCUGACCUCGCGCGUUUUGAAUCAGAAAUUCAGGAGAAAGUUAUGAGCUCUCGCGCCGCUCAACAGGCUGCUACGGACCAGGAAUCUAAUACAGCUACUGUUAAGAAAGGAAGGAAGAAACACAAAGGUAGCGAGAAGGCCGCAGCGACAACCGGUAAAAAGAAGCGUCCUGGCGCCUCGAGCGAGGAGGACGCCGUUGCAAGUGGACGUUCAGCGGCCAAGAAGAAAGCUCAGAGGAAAGGCACUACGACUGCAACUACAGCCGUUAAAGAACAGGAGGAAAACACGGAUUUGGAUUCCGUUCCAGGAAUGUCUCAUCCUAGUGACGUGCUAGACAUGCCAGUCGACCCUAAUGAACCCACAUAUUGCCUUUGUCACCAAGUUUCUUAUGGUGAAAUGAUAGGAUGUGAUAAUCCCGACUGCCCUAUUGAGUGGUUCCAUUUUGCAUGUGUAGAUCUUAAGAUUAAGCCUAAGGGUAAAUGGUACUGCCCUAAAUGCACCCAGGACAGAAAAAAGAAAUGA